Molecule: messenger RNA, 1113 nt
Organism: Linum trigynum
Lineage: Eukaryota; Viridiplantae; Streptophyta; Magnoliopsida; Malpighiales; Linaceae
Source: the annotation of a GenBank genome assembly
AAUCAUCUCCAGCCAUAUCUCUCUCAGAGUUUCAUUUCUUCUCUCAUAUUCACCAAGAUAACAAAAAAAUGGCCGCUAUUUCUUUCCAUGCUCGCUCCAACAGUUUCCCUACAGCAUCACACCCUCUAGUCUCAGAAAUCGACGAGCAGGUUUGCAGGUUGAGACAAUCUCAAACUGCUUCCACAUCAUCAUCAUCAUCAUCCAUAGGCCACAACCUUAAUGGCCUUCAGGUUGUGUAUGAUUGUGUUGAACAGUUGUUCCAACUGCCAACAACCCAACAAGCCUUGAUCAAUGACAAGAACUGCUUCAAUGAGCUGUUGGAUGGAUCUUUGAGGCUUUUGGACUUGUGCAAUGCUGCCAAAGAUGCCUUGUCGCAAAUGAAAGAGUCGGUUGCUGAGCUUCAAUCUGCCAUUCGUAGAAGGCAAGGAGGUUUGGAAGGUGAAACCAGAAGAUACCUCAAGUCUAGGAAGGCUGUGAUCAAAGCAAUCCAGAAGGUCUUGAAGGGCACGGAUAGCAGGAAAUCCACUUCAUCAAACAACGUUGAGACCGUCUCCACAUUGAAGGAAGCUGAAUCUGCUGUUGUUGAGGUUUUGGAGUGCUUGCUCUCGUUCAUUUCUCAAACAAGCUCAAAACCAAGCAGCUGGUCAUUUGUUUCCAAGCUGAAAAAGGUUUCUGCAGCAUGCGAGAAUGAAUUUGCCGAUAUGGACGCCUCUUUGAAGACAAAUAAAUCUGGUGAAGAGGUUCAAACUCAUCUGAAGAAUCUGCAGCCAUGCAUUCAAGAUCUUGAGGAAGGAGUUGAGAGUCUCUUCAGGCUUUUGAUCAAAACAAGAGCCUCCAUUCUCAAUAUCCACAAUCUGUAGUUACAUCAUCAAAACAAUACUUGUACAAGUUGUAUAGAAAAUUUUGACACUCAAAUCCAUAAAUAUACAUGGUCUCCAAGUUCCUGCAAAAUUAUGUCUCUUUCUAACUGUCCAAUUUAAUUACCUUUUGCAUACUCCAGAAAGAUUACAGUAAAAACAGCUGCUGGGAUAAUUUCAGAUUGCUAAGGUAAAUAAGAGCUGAUGAAAAUUAAACAGUCAUAAUCACAUGCACUAAUGAAACCAUGCACGUUGA